Messenger RNA from Lucilia cuprina (Australian sheep blowfly), 2827 nucleotides. RefSeq names its product homeobox protein Nkx-6.1 (gene exex). NCBI's taxonomy places the organism in Eukaryota, Metazoa, Arthropoda, Insecta, Diptera, Calliphoridae. The record is from RefSeq and is a predicted model, not a curated record. Gene Ontology annotation, cellular component: nucleus. The transcript has 3 exons. Gene Ontology annotation, molecular function: sequence-specific double-stranded DNA binding; DNA-binding transcription factor activity, RNA polymerase II-specific. The coding region runs from base 345 to 1934 and encodes 529 amino acids. Gene Ontology annotation, biological process: central nervous system development; neuron projection morphogenesis; spinal cord motor neuron cell fate specification.
CACAGUCGUUGAAACGCGUUAGCACCGUAACAACGUACGCGGUUUUCGUUAAAACUAUAAACUUCAAUUGAUAAUAAAAAUAAUUGAAUGAAAAAGUUAAAUACAAUUACAAUUACACUGAAAGUAAACUUAACGGUUAAAUAGCUAAACAGAAAAGUGUUUGAAACUAAUACCAAAAAAAAAAAAAAAACAACUUAACAUUAUUAAAAGCAAUUAAAUAAUUAUAAAAAAAUCAUUAUUAAUAAAAACUAAAAGAAAAAGUUAAAACAAAAAAUAAAUAAAAUAAUUUAUAACUAAAACUAAGAGAAAGUGUUUAAAAAAAUUAAAGUGUUUAAAUAAACAAUAUGUCUAGUGCACAAGUAUCACAGCCGCCCACUUUGCAACAAUUGCAACAGCAUCAACAACAACAGCAGCAGCAACAACAACAACAGCAACAUCUAUCACAGUUUCUCAAUCAUAUAGCAGCUUCUCAACAGCAUCAUCAUCACCAACAACAGCAGCAGCAACAACAACAACAGCAGCAUCAAAAUCUCUCUCCCCAUCAUAGUGAUUAUCAACAAGAUUCCAAUACCCGCUCUACCAUCUCACCACGAUCACCACAAUCUCAAUUAAGUCCUACACGUUCUACGGGAUCACCACAUUCUAAUAGCAACUCACCCAAACCUUUACAAAACUCCAAUACAAACAGUGAAGAAUCUAAUAAUCAACAUAACAUCAGCUCUACUUCUUCAACUCUAAACCCCACAACUUCUUCAAUACCUCUGUUAGUGCAGCCUGUUCCAUUGGCCUCGAAUAUGCAUAAUAUGGCACAAUUACCACAAGCCGUCGCUGCUGCUGCCAGUCUCAGAGAUCAACGUAUAUUCAAUUCUCCUCUAGUGGCUCAACAAAGACUCUAUGACUCUCUGCCACCACCUCCAGUCGGACCUCAUAGUGUCUAUUCUAUGCCACGUUUACCUCUUAUGUUGCCCUCUCAAAAUCCCUCCAAUCCUCUAACACAACUACCCCAACCUCCAGUACCACCCACAUCAACAUCACCGUCGGCUUCACGAUCACCUCCCAUUCUACAGCAGAGUCAACCUAAGAAAUCAUUUUGUAUUGAUGCUCUACUGGCGAAAAAUCAAAAUGGUUCUGAUUCUCAAUCGCCUGAAGUGAUAAGUGUUAAAGCUCCUCCUAUGGAUGAUCGUUUGGCUUUGGGUUUACAGUAUGCUCGCGAUAUGUCUGCUAUGGGUAUGUCCGAACAGGAGGCUUUACAGCGGCUGCAUGAAUCACGUGAAUAUGAUUCACCCAGUCCCGACGGCAUGUCAAGAUCGGAAUCUCCUACAUCCUCUCAUCGUUCUAGUCCUCCCAUCAGUCCCGGCUGUGAAGAUCAACAACAUCUUGGCAUGCAUGCCAUGGAUUUGGGUGAUGAAUUCAAAAAGCCAGUACCUCCUCAUAGUCCUAUACGUCCACAAGAUUUUCCUCUAUAUGCCGGCGGUCAUCCUUAUCAGCUUUUAGCUCCGGGCGGUUCAGCUUUUCAUCGUCCAUUAGAUCCAUCCGGAAAACCCAUAGCGAUUCCCAUGGGUCAACACUUUAUGCCUUCACAUUUACAAUUCGAAUUUCUCGCUCGUGCCGGUAUGUUACAUCAUCGUAUACCCGAACUUGCAGCCUAUCCACACCACGCUAUCUUGGGUAAAACUCGUCGUCCACGAACUGCCUUCACCUCACAACAGCUGCUAGAGUUGGAAAAACAAUUUAAACAAAAUAAAUAUCUAUCCCGCCCUAAACGUUUCGAAGUGGCCAGUGGUCUAAUGCUGUCGGAGACACAAGUGAAAAUAUGGUUUCAAAAUCGUCGCAUGAAAUGGAAGCGUUCCAAAAAGGCUCAACAAGAGGCUAAAGAAAGAAUUAAGCAACAGCAACAGUCACAACAGAAUUCGGCACCAUCGACUGUCAGUUAGUUUUUGGCCAAGGAAAGUAGGGGGUUUUAUUAGUACCAUACCCUUUAAAAACCAACGUUAUAACAACUAAAAGAACAAUAGCAACAAGAACAAUAAGCAAUACAAGAAACUUGCAACUAUAAGUGGAGUUUAAAUGGGGAAAAUGUCAAGGAGUGACUACUCCAAGCAUUAAACAUACACACACACAUACAGUAUUAACAAAACAAACUGAUGCAGUAUUGUUGAUGAUGAUGAUAAUGAUAACAAUGAGGCUGUUAAUUAAGAAUGCUAGUCAGUUGGCUAAUCAAACUGUUAGUUUGGUCAACACCAAGAGGCAAAAAAAUGCAUACAUAUGCAUAGUGUAAUGGUGCUAAGUUGCACAAACAGCAUGCAACAUGCAGCAUACUAAAAACUUGUAUCCGUCCGGUUGCAAAGAAUGAAUGAAUUUUAAAACAAAAAGUCUAUUGCUACAAAUUGUAUUUAUUUAUUUUAAUUUUGUGUUUGUUUAUAUUGUUUAACCUAAACACAUCCUGUUGUGUUUGAAAACAAGGACAUCAGCUCCUGAAACUAAUCAAUAUAUAUUGUUUUUAAUUUUUGAAAAUUUGUCUUAACAAAAAAAUAUUUCUUUAAUUAAAUAUACUAUUGUAAUUAGCUCAAUUAAAUCAUUUCCUAAUGAUAAACAAGCUGCUGUUUUUUGAUGAAAAUUUAUAUCUAUUUAAUUAAAUCGCUUUAUGUGAUAAAAUAUUGUUUUACAAAAAAAAUUAAAAUCCUAAAAAUUCUUUGAAAUAAUGUUUGUAAAUGUAUUUAUUGUAAAUAUUCAAUGUAAAAAAAAAACUAUAUAUUUUUAAGUAAUAAUUCUUGUAUUAUAUGACCAUAAGUAUAGGUACAAUUUAUUGAAUUUUGAAUAGAAAAAA